AUGGAGGAGGAUGAAGACUGGGAAAAGAUGUACGCCGAAGACAUGGAGGCUCUUGAGAUGAUGGAAAAAGAGCAAGAUGCCUUGAUCAACAAUGGCAGCAGGCGGAGGCUGUCGUUCGAUCCAACCGACCCUCCAUCGGGGGAGAUUGUAAUUGACUACCAGUUGCCUACGGCGCUCAGGGGAGCGACAGCGACGCGCCUCCCCUCCCCUUCCUCUUUCUCCUCUUCGCUUGCGAGCACCACGAAGCGCAAGUUCGAGGAGACCGAGGAGAAGGAGAUCGCCGAGAGCUACCACAAGAGGGAGAUGCUCGUAAAGGCCAAGCGAAGGAAGGUUGAAGGCGAGAAGACCGCCUCCUCCACUGCCACCGCAGCACCAACCAUCACUGUGACUUCUAACAGGCCCAAGCUGGCCCGCGAGCCGCCGAAGAAGAAGGUGUACAGCAACAGGCCACUCGACACGCCCUGCAUUCCCGUGAACUCCUACGACGGUCGGCGCGUCUAUGUUGCGCUGCACGAGGAGGAAGUGAGUGAGGUCACGGACCCGCUAGCCGAGCGCGAGCAGUUGUUGAGCACCCCGAUCAGCGUUCUGCUCGAGAGAGUCCACCAGCUCGAGUUCGUCGAGGCCAGACAAGCCGCUGGGCUGGACGACGGCCUGGACGACGCUGCAUCCAACACCACCAAGGUAGAGGAGAACGGAGCGGUUGAGUCCCAGCUGUGGGUCGACAAGUAUGCGCCCCGCGUAUUCACGGAGCUGCUCAGCGAUGAGAAAACCAACCGCGAGGUCCUGCACUGGGUCAAGGAGUGGGACGAAUGCGUCUUUGGCAAGAAGAGCGUGGGCAUACGCAAGGCGCCCAGUCCCGCCUUUGCCGGGCGAGGCAGAGGAAGCAGCCGAGGAAGAGGCGGCUACGGGGACCGAGGAGCUGGCGGCCGGUGGGCUGGACAGCGCGGCUGGGGAACGGAAAACAACAGCGCACCGGCCGCGUCAUCGCCUCAACCCACCAAGAAGAGCGAGCCGCAAUUCGACGAGGCGCUGAACAAAGACCGCGACAAUCGGCCUUACGCCAAGGUGAUCCUGCUGACGGGUCCUCCUGGCCUGGGCAAGACCACGCUUGCCCACGUCAUCGCCACGGCCGCAGGCUACAACCCCGUAGAGAUCAACGCCAGUGACGACCGCACGGCCAACCUCUUCAUGUCGAAGGUGCUGAGCGCCACACAGAUGCAGGCCGUGUUCUCGGAAAAGAAGCCCAACUGCCUCAUUCUGGACGAGAUCGACGGCCUCACGGGCGGUGAGAAGGGCGCCAUCAAGGAACUGCUCAAGGUCAUCAACGCCAAAGACAAGAAGAAGGCCAAGGCCGGACAAGCCGAUGACGGAGAGCAGGGCAAAGGGAAGGGGAAGAAGGGGAGGCAGGACGCCGUUGAGUCGUCGCCGAAGCUCAAGAAGGGCUCGUCGGUGCUCGACUUGGGCAAGCUCGGGCGCAAGAAGAAGGCGCCAUCGGCGUCGGACCUCAAGUCCUCGCUCACGCCCUCCGGCAAGCUGCGAAGGCACUCACUCUGGACCACCCCGCCACAGCAUCCGCCCAUCAUUUGUAUCUGCAAUGACCAGUACGCGCCAGCGCUGCGCGAACUUCGCUCAAUUGCCAACGCGCUUCACCAGGAGGGCUUGCGGGCCGACACCCAGACCGUGAUGGCGCUCUGCAACCUCGCCGAUCACGACAUCCGAUCGUGCCUCAACACGCUGCAGUUCAUCAAGCGAAAGGGCAAGGUGCUCACGGCGGACAUGCUGGCCUCGACCGCUGUUGGACACAAAGAUGUGCUCAAGUCGCUCUACGACGUCUGGAGGGAAAUCUUCCAGAAGGCCGCACCAUCCAAGCACAAGGCGCUGCGCGACCUCAUCACGAGGCAGAGCGCAGAAAAGAGCGACUACUACGACACCCUCGGGUAUGACCCCGACGCGCCGACGCGCCGCUACGGCGGCGGCGCCAGCCAGCAUGAGCAGUCGCGCUUCGAUUCGCUGUACGAGACGCUGGCCGACCACGGCGAGAUGGAGCGGAUCAUCGAUGGCUGCUUCGAGAACUACCUCAAGUUCACCAUGAACGACCCCUGUCUGGCCAAGGCACGCGCCACCGACUCCUCAGCAUUUCUCAGCCUCUUUUUCGCACUGUGGCCUCACACCACCACUGCGUGCGGCACGACCGACUGUCUCGACUGGCUGGAGUUCACGGACGAGAUGUCGGUGCUGAUUCAGAAGGAACAACACUUCACAUUCCGCAAAUACUUGCCCGCUGCUCCGAUGGUCAUCAACCGACACUGCAGCGAGAACUCGAACCCGUUCGUGUCCUUCCCGCAGAGCGAUUUCGCGAUGAGACAGAAGCUGGGUACCUUCAAGAAUAUGGUAAACACGUUUAUCGCGAACUCGCAGCCGGAGAUCAGGGGAACGCUCAACAGCGGUACAGUGGUCAUGGAGCUGGUGCCCUACCUGGUCGACAUCAUCGCGCCCAAGAUCCGACAGCUCAACUCGGCCCUCUUCAGCGAAGAGGAGAAGAUGCACGUGCAGAACGCCGUGGGCAUCAUGUCCUCGUUUAAGCUCACCUACAAGCCCAGCGCGGACUACCAGCCCACCGCAGCGAAAGAUCCCAAAGGCCGCACCAACCGCCUCCGUUUGGAGCCGCCAUUGGACGAGCUUGUGCGCUUCGAGGGGCUGGACUACGAUGGGCGCCACAGAGCGCUGGGCGAUGCCCAAAAAGAGAUGAUCGCCGCCGAGAUCAAGGUGGAGGAAAUCAAGAAAUCGGAGCGCGUGGCGAUGAAGAAGCUCAAGGACGGCCCCGCGCACGCAUUUGCGACGCCCGAGAAGAAGCCCGUCGUGGACGAGGCCAAGCGGCGGCAGAUCCAGGAGCAGCUCAUGAAAAACACCCAGAAGCUUGUGCCUGAGGGUGCGGCGACCGUGCACCGCGACUUCUUCGGGCGGGUGAUUGCCAGCCCGCAAAAGGAGCCGGCCAGGAGUCCCGUCAAGAGCCCCCGCAAAGGGGAAGUAGCAACCCCGACCAAGGUGGAGGAAUCGUCGGCACCGCCGCCCGCCGAGGUCUUCUACAAGUUCCACGAGGGCUUCACCAACGCCGUGCGGCGGCCGGUCUACACCAAGGACUUCCUGUAA
Messenger RNA from Acanthamoeba castellanii str. Neff, 3150 nucleotides. Its product is annotated as ATPase, AAA domain containing protein. Bases 1 to 3150 code for a protein of 1049 amino acids. Gene Ontology annotation, molecular function: ATP binding; ATP hydrolysis activity. The transcript is spliced from 21 exons. The record is from RefSeq and is a predicted model, not a curated record. Lineage: Eukaryota; Discosea; Longamoebia; Acanthamoebidae.